Molecule: messenger RNA, 1009 nt
Organism: Corylus avellana
Lineage: Eukaryota; Viridiplantae; Streptophyta; Magnoliopsida; Fagales; Betulaceae
Product: microtubule-associated protein
Source: RefSeq, a predicted model, not a curated record
ACAAUCCCAUAUCCUAAAAGCUCCGAGUCUCUGACUAGUUUUAGCCAUGGUAGUGCCCUUGGGUCCCGGGAAGUUCUAUGGUUCCAGCCUCCCCCGCCCGCGGAUAUAUACGGACGUCAAGUACAGCGAGGAGCGGAUCGAUCCGCCGGUCUCCGUGUCCGAUCCGUUUCUUUCCUGGGCCACCGAGGCCCACUGGUCCAUGGGCGGACUCAGUUUCAAGCGCCUCCGCCUUCAGGGCCACAUCGAGGGCAGCGUCACCAAGCUCCGCGCCCAACGCGAGAAGUUCAUAACGAAGCAAGCCAAGAAGCUCGAUUCGCCAAAUGGGCCGUGCCCAAAUGGGCCAAAGAGGGUGGUUUCACUUCCGGAUUCGGAAUCUCCACCGCCGGCUCCGAUCGCGACGAAGAGGCGGAGAUAUCUGGCUCUGGUUGAUGAUGACGAAGAAGCGGAAGAGCAGGUUGUUGUAGUCAAGAGGAGGCUGGUUAAAAAACUUGGGGAUGAUUUUGAUAGGGUGGCCAUGGAGAGCGAGAAGAGAAAAGGUGACCCUGUGAAGGAUUUGGGUAAUGGAUCGGGUUCCGACAUGGUGGGAACGAGGACUCGGAGCCGGGGAGUGGAGGAGGUGGAUGAGCAAUUACAUGACUUGGAUUUCAAGGACAAGAAGUUGAAGGGCGGUUCUGGUAGAGUGAGUAGUGUUAGGACUUCUCCAAGACUGGCAAAGCGUGGGUCUAGUUAGAUUGAUGUUUGUGUUUGGCUUGAUCUAAUGGAUUACAUUUACUCUUAUUUAAGCUGAUAAUAUAGUGCCCUUCCUUUUUUUUUAAGUUUUUAUUUUAAUUUGUUUCUAGGCUUUUAGGUUGGGAAAUGUAAGUUUGAAUGGAAAUUUGUGUUUGAUGAAAAUACAUUAUCUGAUUUGUCUUGAAAAAAAGUGUAUUUUUCUUGAGUGAAGUUGUUGAUUUCCUGAUGUACUGGACAUGGGAGGCUUUGAUUAGUUUGGAAAUAUAGUCAAAUCAAAGCU